CCCAGAGCCCACCGGAAUGACAUGGAGACCAUCUACCCCUUCCUGUUCCUGGGCCUCGUCUACUCCUUCCUGGGGCCCAACCCUUUCGUGGCCCGGAUGCACUUCCUGCUCUUCUUCCUGGGCCGCAUGGUGCACACCGUGGCCUACCUGGGAAAGCUUCCAGCGCCCACCCGCUCCCUGGCCUACACUGUGGCCCAGCUCCCCUGUGUCUCCAUGGCUCUGCAGAUCGUCUGGGAAGCGGCCCACCACCUGUGACCAGCAGCCGAUUCUUCCUCCGCUGCCAGAACACUGGCCACGAGCCACCAGGCCAUCCGUGGAGGACUGGGCAUCCCUUCCAGAUUGGGAUAGGCCCCGGGGCCUGGUCUCCU
This is a messenger RNA of Pteropus alecto (black flying fox), 368 nucleotides long. Its product is annotated as prostaglandin E synthase. The transcript has a single exon. Gene Ontology annotation, cellular component: membrane. The record is from RefSeq and is a predicted model, not a curated record. Gene Ontology annotation, biological process: prostaglandin biosynthetic process. NCBI's taxonomy places the organism in Eukaryota, Metazoa, Chordata, Mammalia, Chiroptera, Pteropodidae. Bases 22 to 255 code for a protein of 77 amino acids. Gene Ontology annotation, molecular function: prostaglandin-E synthase activity.